Molecule: messenger RNA, 2761 nt
Organism: Diachasmimorpha longicaudata
Lineage: Eukaryota; Metazoa; Arthropoda; Insecta; Hymenoptera; Braconidae
Product: CYFIP-related Rac1 interactor B
Exons: 6
Coding region: 447-1436 (329 amino acids)
Biological process (GO): regulation of actin filament polymerization
Molecular function (GO): small GTPase binding
Source: RefSeq, a predicted model, not a curated record
CCUCUCCUUCUCCCACCCACCAAUCGCGCAGUCAUGUGCUCGGCGUUGGUGUGAGUGAUGUAUGCGGUGGGGCGGCGCGCGCUGUACGUUACGGAAUGAGGAGCAUCAGCUGACUGACAGAAGGGGGACAGCCGCGCAGCUGUACACAUCGAAAAUUAUUGCGUUAGUCGUGGCGCCAACUCCAGUGUUUUGUUUUGUUAAAACUCUCUCCAACUGAAUUACAAUUCUGUAAUUAUACCAUGGACUUUCUUCAAGAGUCUGUUAAUUGAGUUGUUCGGAAAGUGUUUGGAAAAUUGUGUAACAGUGAGUUAGUGAGUUUAUUUCCCUGGAUUUUGGAGUAUAGGACGUCUCUCGAACUGGAAACUGUAUCAAUGUAUCGACAGGUGUGAGUGAAGCAGUGACGGAGCUCGGACGUUAUAAAUUUUGCUUUUGCAAAAGACGUGAUAAUGGGUAAACUCCUGAGCCUUUUGGCUCGCGAUGAGUCGACCUGCUGCACACCCCAGAAAUACGACGUCUUCCUCGACUUUGAAAAUGCUCAACCCUCUGACAAUGAGCGAGAAACUUUCGAGGCAGUGCAGAGAGUUUUGAAAAAUUCCGAGUCUAUACUCGAGGAGAUACAGUGCUACAAAGGAGCUGGCAAGGAAAUUCGCGAAGCUAUAUCAGCACCGACUGAAGAAUGCCAGCGUAAAGCGUACCUGACUGUUGCACCUCUGGUUGCCAAGCUCAAGAGAUUCUAUGAAUUUUCUUUGGAACUAGAAAUUGUGGUGCCCAAAAUUCUUGGUCAACUGUGUUCCGGUAAUCUCUCACCCACACAACAUCUGGAAACUCAACAGGCCCUUGUAAAGCAACUGGCUGAGAUUCUCGAAUUUGUUCUAAAAUUCGACGAACACAAGAUGAAAACCCCAGCGAUACAGAAUGAUUUUAGUUACUAUCGGAGAACAUUGACAAGAGCAUCACUGGUGCAACAAGACAAUACAGAGAGUGACCUGGUGGUUGGUAACGAACUUGCCAAUCGAAUGUCCUUAUUCUACGCCAACGCCACACCCAUGCUACGAGUGCUGAGUCACGCUACCAUAACAUUUUUGAUGGAGAGGCAGGAUAUUCCGAGGGAGAAUAUCACAGAGACUAUUGGGACAAUGGCGAAAGUAUGCCUGAGGAUGUUGGAGAAUCCAAAUCUCUUGGCACAAUUUCAACGAGAGGAGACACAGCUAUUCGUCCUUCGUGUGAUGGUGGGCUUAGUGAUACUUUACGAUCACGUACAUCCACAGGGAGCUUUUGUCAAGGGUUCAAAUGUUGAUGUGAAGGGAUGCGUUAAGCUUUUGAAGGAUCAACCGCCCUGCAGAAGUGAGGGCUUAUUAAAUGCCCUUCGUUACACAACAAAACACUUGAAUGAAGAGAACACACCGAAAAAUAUCAAGAAUCUUCUAGCAGCAUGAUUACCAAAGCAACGAGGCUGUUGCAUUAGAAGUUGAAGCAGUUCAGGUCGUAUCGAUAAUUUAAUAAUAAUCCUCCCAAUUUUAAAUUAAAAAUGGGAGUAAAUGCUGCCGAGCUGAUGAUAACUGCCACUUUGAUACUUGAAUUCACUGAUGAAGACAAGAAAAAUUUGGAAAAAAGAAGGCAGAAAAAACGUGAUUAUUUGAGGAAAAAAUUGUAUGCUUCUCAGGCAUUAUCACAAUGCCAAUUUUUAUCUCUAAACUAUUAUUAAUUACUGCUUAGUUUUUAAAUAAUUGUAUUAAUUAAUUUAAUGGUAAGUCAGAAUGCUUCAUUACACACGAUGGGUCAUAAUCGUUCUGUCAAUUCCAUAGCUCUUCCUGUAUAGUGUAAUGAAUCAUUUAUUCAUCGGGUCAUGAUAGCAUAUCACAUACACUAGAUUUAUCUAGUGAUGGAGAUAUAUUUCUUCAUUCGAAAGAGAUUAUUUAAUCUAUGUUGGCGGAUUCGCAUUUUGUUCUUCGGUUAGGAAAUCUGUUGUUAGCUGUGGGUAAGAUUAUAAUUGGAGGAAGAUAAUUCGGUGAAAAUAUUAGAGAAUAAGGGGGGAAUAAUUUUGUGUUCGAAUACUGCCAGUUUAAUGUGAAUCAGAAUUUGUCAGCAAAAUUGGGCCAAAAUUAUGGUAACAAUUAAUGGUUAAACAUAGAAAGUAUAUUAUCGGAUCUACGAAUGUGUGAAACAAAAUUAUUUCGUGAUCGUAUCACCAUUUGGACCUUGAAAUUUGAAUCAAUUACUGUACACAAAUAGGGAAGUAUUAUUGACGAGAACCAAAGAUAAAUGUAUAUUGUACAUUAUGUAGAAUGGUAAUUGACGAAAUUUCCUAGGAUUAAUAUUCAGAAAAAAUUGAGAUUAUAAAUGAAAAAUUGAUUGGUAUCAACAUGUUAUCGAUAUGAAUAAGCAUAGAUACUAUUAUUGUCAUAUGCACAUGAAAUGUGGCCAUUGCAGGCUGAAUGUCAAAGUGAAAGAAAAACCGUUGGUACAACAUGUUAAUGCAACAAGGGAAUUGUGCAACCUCGGUUGAGCACCUGUCAAUCAGCAUAAAAGACUGGAAUUACUGUCAGAAUUGUUUACGUACCUCUUCUGACUGUCGUUUGAAGGAAAAAAAUGAUGGAGUGAAGGUUUUAUAUUUUUUCUCGUGAGUUCAAUUAUUAUGGCUUCCGCCACUCAGCAUUUGUAAGCGCACAUUAUUCUCUGUAAUAUCGAAUUGUUUUAUGUUUCUUUUGGUACUGAAUGUAUAACGUAUUUCAUGAAAUAUGACUGAUGAUGCCCUUCUGCA